This is a messenger RNA of Camarhynchus parvulus, 747 nucleotides long. RefSeq names its product protein-glutamine gamma-glutamyltransferase K-like. The transcript is spliced from 6 exons. Gene Ontology annotation, molecular function: protein-glutamine gamma-glutamyltransferase activity. Lineage: Eukaryota; Metazoa; Chordata; Aves; Passeriformes; Thraupidae. Gene Ontology annotation, biological process: peptide cross-linking. The annotation marks the transcript as partial. The record is from RefSeq and is a predicted model, not a curated record.
AUGUUGGUGCGUAUGCAAAUCAUAUGCAAAUUGGCAUUCCCAGGGCCCAACCCCCAGGUGUCCAAGGGCACUCACGUGUUGGUGCCUCUGGGUGACUCCUCCCCCACGGGCUGGAGGGCGGAGCCGGACGAGGGCGUGGCCGAGCCGCUGGGGGGCGUGGCCGGCUGUGACCACGCCCUGUGGGUGGGGCUGACGGCCCCGCCCACGGCUCCCAUUGGUCGGUACCGGUUGAGCGUGAGGACGAGGACGGAGGCCGGGGAGUUCGCGGCGCCGUUCGAGCCCGACAACGACGUGGUGGUGCUGUUCAACCCCUGGUGCGAAGAGGACUCGGUGUACAUGGAGAAGACGAGCGACCUGAGCGAGUACGUCCUGAACGAGAGCGGCCGAAUCUUCUACGGCACCGAGGAGCAAAUCGCCGAGAGGGCCUGGAACUAUGGCCAGUUCGAGCCUGGGGUGCUGGAGGCCUGUCUGUACAUCCUGGACCGGCGGGGGAUGCCCCACAGCGCCCGCGGCGACCCCGUCAUGGUGGCCAGGGUGGUGUCGGCUAUGGUGAACUCCCUGGACGACAGCGGGGUGCUGGUGGGGAACUGGACCGGGGAAUUUGGGGCAAUUUGGGUGAACUCCCUGGACGACAGCGGGGUGCUGGUGGGGAACCGGACCGGGGAAUUUGGGGCAAUUUGGGUGAACUCCCUGGACGACAGCGGGGUGCUGGUGGGGAACUGGACCGGGGAAUUUGGGGCAAUUUGG